Bufo gargarizans (Asiatic toad) is the source of this 4806-nucleotide messenger RNA. RefSeq lists its product as uncharacterized. The coding region runs from base 498 to 3506 and encodes 1002 amino acids. The record is from RefSeq and is a predicted model, not a curated record. The transcript is spliced from 2 exons. Lineage: Eukaryota; Metazoa; Chordata; Amphibia; Anura; Bufonidae.
AAAUAGGCGGAGUCUUCACUAGACGGCUCCUCCUAUUUAGGAAUAUUAAUUAUCGAUAUUCGCAUAAUAUUGGUAAUUAAUAUUCCCCCUUUACAUUGGCGAGCCAGGCCCACUGCGUAGAUUUUGCGUUUGUUUUUGGUCUUAAGGCUAAGGGUCGCUAGUACUGUGAAUUAGCGGGCAGGAGAGACGCGGUCAGCGGAGUGUCUGAGCGUCUAGGACCCGAUAAUUCGGACAGGAGAAGCGAUACUUCCCUUACAGUACCAGAAAUAAAACAAAAUCUUUUGCAGAGAACUUAUAGUCUAUCUGUAUACUAAUAUUUUUGUAUUUGCUUUACACGGUCACCGCUGCUGGGGUGUGAAGAAGGAUACGUCACGGAAAGAGAUCCAUCUUCGUUGGAGGUACAUAGAAGUCCGGCUGGUCGGGAAGAAGCGUUCCGGAAGAAAAGGACUUCUUUCAAGCAGCUGCAAGGGACGGGAGAGUACAGCACCAACAAGAAGAUGGAGGCUCGGAAAAAUAACACAAGAGGGAGACACUCCAUGGGACCUCACUACCAGGGAAGAGCUAGGCAUCCUCUGAAUGGGAUACGUAUCCAGCUUGUGACACUGGUGGUAAGCAUGUUGGUGGCAGGCUCAGCCUCUUCAGGGGAGGACCUGGGGACUAAUAUUGGUAUGGCCAGCAUAUCACUUGAUGGACCCGGCCUUUUAAUGGUGGAAUGUUUGGGUGGCAAAAUCCUGGAACCAUACGAGCACGUUACCUUUACACCAGGUCAAUGGUAUCUGUAUGGUUUCCAGAGAGAGGGUUUUGCCAACGGUGUAAUUCAGCAUUAUACCCCGGUGGAGAAUGUGUCUGCCAUACAACAUGACUUGCACGCCCUCUGUCUCAAGGAAUACAGGCAUUUUCAGGACUUGGACCCUGUACCUAUCAAAUCCUUAAGAUGGGUGUCUAGGAAUCCACACCUGCACCCUUACCAGCAAGUGAGAGCCAACACUACCUCAGUGUUGUGUACAAAGGAGGGUUUGCUGAGUCCUGAAGAUGUCACUGGGGCAGAGUACAGCGGUUGGUAUAUCCUGAAAGCUACCUUCCUAGGGAAGGAUAGCAGAAACGGGUUGAGGGUUAGGACAUAUUUCGAUAGGCCCAUUCCGGUAAAAGGCACCCUGAAGGCUUAUUGUAUGUUGAGGGAUUCCCAGAUGAUUAUCACCAGGGAAUCCAGUUAUGUACAGGGACAUGUAUCCACAGAUUACUUGCGAACCAGCAUAAUGAUGUUAAAGUUAAAUUGCAGUGACUCUGAUCAGGCCAUCUGGAAUGAUCAGAGUGGUCCGGUAAAACUGGAGGGUUUGUAUCGAGCCACAGUUUUAAAGGUACGGACCGAUGCCAAGGACCCAAGGUAUACGCAGUUAAAGGGGUCUCCAUCCAUACGGUCUUUCAUGAUUACGAUCAUGAGAGACAACUGCGUUCCUGAGGUGACGGGAUACUAUUUCGUCACCUAUGCCCACUGGGAACAGGAUACCCAGAUGGUGAUGUUAGACACUAAUCCCUGGAGGUGGGAUUUAGUGUGUAAUGGGGUGGACACCCCUACAGUGGAUGUAUGGAUGGAUGGUACCCCUAUGACUGAGGAAUACCGGGGUAGGUAUGUGUCUUCCGAUUGGACAGACCCCAGAGGCAGGGACAUUAACUUUGACAUCAAUAUAGAUGGUUCAUUCAAGUGGCCUUUUUGUGAGGCAGCCGACGAAGGGUGCUGGACCUUUACUCAAUGGGUCUAUCUAUCUCAAACCAAACCCGUAGGGAAACUAGUGUUACAAGCUGGAGAAGACGAACAAUGGUAUCCAUUCAAAGGACGGGGACAGGUCUGUGUUACGGUAGUAAGGGUCCCUUACGAAACAGAAGGUCUCCAACCAGUACGACCACAUUCGGACUCUUGCACCACCCCUAUCCAUCAAUUGGCAGACCCUGUAGCUCCUCAACUGUCAUCCCCCUGGAAGAUCAUCACGGAUGCAAAAUUCAUCCUGUUUACCUGGAGAAUUUCCGUGGAUGACUUCAGAGUGGAUCACUGGGAUCACAGGUGUGAGGAGUUCGUUAGGAACCAAAUUGACAUGGUAAGAGGUUGGAUAGAGGCGGGGCAAGAGGUCAGGAAAGACGACUCUCGACUCAGGAAGAACAGGGGGAGGAGAGACCUGGUGGCUAUGGGACUUGGCGGAGGUGCUUUGGGAGUGGGUGCCCUGAACACUAUGGAUAUGGAAGUCCUGAGAAGUAAGCUUGGGGAGGUUGCGCGACACGCCGGGGAGGGAUUCAAGACCCAGAUUGAUGUAGACCACGUCUUAGAGGGUUUACAACACUCGCACAUUGAUGCCACUACCUCUCUAUCUUCCGCUAUACGUGAGAAGUUUAGGAGGUUAGUUGUGGGUCUUUUGGAGGAGCAGGAUCGGGCUCAGCUUGCUCUGGCGUGUACGCAGGUCCAGAGUGAACUCUCGGACAACCUUAAACAUAUUGUCACGGCACUUCAUAACGGCCACUUCCCAUUCAACCUCCGUCAGCGAAUAAGCCCACUAAUUUCUCCUUUUGCCAUUAAUCACACCAACUGGUGGGUGGUUCAGUGGCAUGGAUGUCAAAAUUUAACCUGCACUGCUUCGUCCCUGGCACCUGUAUCCGGUCGCAUCAGACAAGGAUACAGUGUCAUCAAUCUAGGAACAAUGAUUAACAACCAGACGGUGCUUCAUCCCCAGCUCCCCUCGGGCGUUCUAACCUAUGAGGAGGGCCAUCCCUCUUUGUUUGAUACAGAGGGAUGUCGGAUAAGGGAGAAUGCCAUCCUCUGUCAGGGUAGUCGGGAGCGGACGCUCAGACACCAGUGUUGGAACACCGAGGGGUCCUGUGAGAUGAAGGCCAACCCAAUGCCCUCAUCCUCUUUGAAAUAUUUGGGGCAGGGGUAUUGGUGUUGGUACCAAGGGAGUGAUCCAUCAUAUGCAAUUUUUGGACUUAACUGCACCGAACGAGGAACACUCCGCCCCGGAGCAUACUGCACCCUUAGUCCCGUUUUAGGUUUGAACGUCGCAGAGCAGCAGGGAAGAACCCCGAUUACCCCAGAGAAAAGACUUGACAUCCGCCCCGAUGUUCCUGUAAGACUUCAGAAGAUUCCUCUUGGUUUCGGCAAAGAACUUAGACAUCUCCUAAUGGAUUUUAACCAAGAGGAAGAGAUCGUACAACGUCUUCGGGAGACGGAGAAGCAAGCCACCAUUCAACUCACCCAUGACCGAACAAAGAUUACCGCGGUUGCCACAGCAUUGGACAAGGACUCAAAGGUUUCGUGGUGGGAGAGUCUUUUCGGAUAUAGUCCUAAGGCAACUUCAUUUUUCAAUUUAUUGAUACACCCGGUGAUAGUGCUUCUGGCUCUGGUUGGACUCAUGUACCUUGGACUAUGGUGGAUGUAUCGGAGAGUCAAGAGACUAACGGACCAACUAAACCAGAACCAGACGGCACUGCACGAAGUCAACCGCCGAAGGCUCAGGACAUGACUCCACAAGAAGUCCUGAGGCCUAAUCACCCAAAAGACAGGACAAUUGGACUGAACUCUUGGGUUUGGGGGGGUUGGGGGGUUAUUGUGUAAAUAGGUGGUGUGAAUGGGGAUAGAAUAGGGCACGAUAGGGACAGGCCCCCUCUGGUUGCCAUUUGCCACUUUGACCCCUGAACGGUAAGGACCAUGAGGGAAAACCUGGAUGUGUAGUGUAACGGAGGUAUUCCCGUUGUUAGAAUUUAGGUACCGUGACAUCACCUCUAUUGAGGAUAUAUAUCUGACCUGCCUUGUAAAGACCGAUUCAGCUGUCCAUGGGAGAACCGCACCCAUCCUUCAAUCAAGAUGGAACAAGACAUGCUUAAGGAGAGUUGGCACAGAAUGGAGACUGAGACUGCAAGGGUGGACCCACUCCAGAUUCUUUGGGCGUGGACGACACCUGAAGAUCGGCAGCAAGGCCAAGAGACGGCGAGGGUGUGGUCAUUCUAAACUUCAGGAGUGACCAACACCGGAAGAAGUGAGAAGAAAGACCAGUCAAAGACUGCGAGGUUCAAGCCACUCCGGACAGUAGGAGGGGCUGACACCGUAACAAUCAAGGUAGAAGAGAGUUCCUGGGAAAAGAAGAUGACGGUGUAUCCUGUGGAUGGGGGAGUCGGUUACGGUGAAGGGCAGGUCGGAGGAAGUCAUCGGGUUAGAUGAUGUCUAGGUACCUAAGAGACAGGGUGCACUCCGGUUUUCCUGGACCAUUACCAAGGAUGGGGUUGAGGGGGGGCAAAGAUGCCUCCACCCUUCCCCCCAAGAGAUUGUCGCAUUUCCGACAACAGGGGGAUUGUUGAGGAAGGGUGGCGCGUAUUGUGUGGGUGUGUGUGUAUGUAUAUGUAUUGGCGGUGCAGAGGACGAUGUGCGCAGAUGUGCCCAGCACCUGCGCCCAUCCGCCUCCGAUAUUCCCCAGGGGCUCAUCCAUGCCCCUGUGGGAAUUCAUAUAGUGUGGCCCGCGAAUGCAUAUACAUAUACACGUGCCCAUUUAAUAGGUGAUGGGCCCCUUUAAUAUAUGGGCCGCUUUUAUAUAUAGUGGGCCCCUUUAACAUGUUGUGGGCCCCUUUAACAUGUUGUGGGCCCCUUUAACAUGUUGUGGGCCCCUUUAACAUGUUGUGGGCCCCUUUAAUAUAUAUGUGGGCCCCUUUAAUAUAUAUGUGGGCCCCUUUAAUCAAAAUAUAUAUAUGGUGCAAUCUCUAUAUAUAGAUAUAUAUGUCCCCCUUCAUGCCCCCUGAAGUAACUGCCACACACAGCCCCACAUACAUUAA